GUACAAAAAAUGAAGAAGAAAUAUUGCUUUCCAUAAAUGGAAGAGCAAUACCAAAGAAAAUAAUAAACAAUAAUCACCUCAAUAUUAUGAGUAAAUAUACUAAUGUAACUAACUAACUCACUAUUGUCUAGUAUGAGUAAUAUUUAUUUGGGGGCACAUUCCCAUGUUGGGUUAUAUGGGAGAUAAUGAUGACUUGUGGCCCCGUUAACUGCUGUUUCCCUCAAUGUAACUGCUCUUUACCUCUAUCCCCUCUUUCUUACAGCACCAAUUAAACCGUUUUCUCUUCUUUUAUUAACUGUAAGUAUACACGAGGUAAACUAGUUCAUUCUAAUCCACCAUUUCAAGAGAAAAAAUAUGGACAAUCAAAACACAUACUGCACUACUACAACAAAUUUUCUUCAACCCCUUGUUCUACAAAAUCAAGUAAUUGGUGAUUAUCACCAUGAAGAAGAAAAGGCCGAAACAUCAAGAAGAUUCAGCAUGUUUGACACAAAUGUCAGGUACAGAUGUCAUCAAAAUCCCAGGAAGAAAAGAAGCAAAUUGUUAAGAAUUAGUGAUAAUUACUCCCUUAGAAUCAGUAGUAAUCCUAGUACUUCCGGUGUUAGUAGUGAAACUGUUAUUACUACUAAGCCAAAAUGUGCCAAGAAACGACCAGACCCUAAUGCACCAAAAAUUACUAGGCCUUGUACUGAAUGUGGCAAGAAAUUUUGGUCAUGGAAAGCACUUUUUGGUCACAUGCGUUGUCACCCUGAACGCCAAUGGCGUGGAAUUAACCCUCCUCCCAAUUUAAAACGACAAAUUCCUUCUUCAUUUUCCCAACAAUCCCACAAAUCCCUUUCGAUAUCAGACGAGGAUCAUGAAAUUGCCGAGUGCUUAUUGCUUUUGGCUAAUGAUAAUCGUCUCGAGAACGUUCGUCAAUUGGUUAUGGAUGGAGUUGAAGGAAAGGGUGUAAUUGAAUCAGGGUGUAAAUUUGAGUGUUCAAGUUGCAAGAAACUAUUUGGUUCACACCAGGCAUUGGGUGGACAUAGGGCUACUCACAAGAAUGUCAGGGGUUGUUUUGCAAAUACAAGAACUAUUGGGGAAUGUAGCCAGCAAUUAGGAUUGUUAGAAAAUGGCAGCAAUAUGUGCCCCUUAGAACAAGGAAGAGGCAGUGAUAGUGAAGAUAACAAAAGGUUGAUGGUGUUGGGGCAUAAGUGUAGUAUAUGUUUGAGAGUUUUCUCAAGUGGACAAGCUUUGGGAGGUCACAAAAGGUGUCAUUGGGAAAAACUCGGAGACGAAACAACAACAACAACAAUAAUAGCAGAGUCGGACUUAACACGAGCUCUCAUUGCCAAUGUCAAUCCAAAGGAGCAAGAAAAUAAUGUUGCUGAUGAUUUGGAUCUUAAUUUACUUCCUGUUACAAUCUCAAGAGAUGAUCAAGAUAAUUCUUCAGCUUCCCAUUCAUCUUUUUCAGGCUUGGAAUUGGACUUGAGAUUAGGGAUUUAAUGUAUAGUAGGAAUUUGUAAUAAUGAUAUUAGUGUUUCAUAUGUUCCAUAGUAAUAUAGGCUAAUGUUUCAAUGAUACUUGUGCUCUAUCAUCAUAUAUAGGAGUUUUACUAACUAAUUAGAAUGUUUUACGACUCCAAAAAUGGGAGUCGGCAUUUUAGUUGUGAUUUGUGCUCCCUAAU
Messenger RNA from Solanum dulcamara, 1666 nucleotides. Its product is annotated as zinc finger protein ZAT3-like. NCBI's taxonomy places the organism in Eukaryota, Viridiplantae, Streptophyta, Magnoliopsida, Solanales, Solanaceae. Bases 355 to 1485 code for a protein of 376 amino acids. The transcript has a single exon. The record is from RefSeq and is a predicted model, not a curated record.